AUGACAGGUCGCGGUGGUGCCUCCAUAUUUGGUAAACAGUUUGAAGAUGAACUGAGCCCAGAACUGAAAUUCACAGGUGCCGGUAUUGUGGCGAUGGCCAAUGCAGGACCAGACACAAACGGCAGCCAGUUCUUCUUCACUCUGGGACCCACUCAGUGGUUGGAUGGAAAGCACAGUAUUUUUGGAAGAGUAUGCCAGGGGAUGGGAGUGCUGAACCGGAUUGGGAUGGUAGAGACGACCGGUCAAGAUCGGCCAGCCGAUGAUAUCAAAAUCAUCAGAACUAAUGUACCCAAAUAAACAAAAACUGAUUUUUUUUUUAUACUGAUUUUUUUAAAUAAAUAAAUGUUUGUUAAAAGUUUCAA
Molecule: messenger RNA, 362 nt
Organism: Sebastes umbrosus (honeycomb rockfish)
Lineage: Eukaryota; Metazoa; Chordata; Actinopteri; Perciformes; Sebastidae
Product: peptidyl-prolyl cis-trans isomerase-like 1
Exons: 3
Coding region: 1-297 (98 amino acids)
Biological process (GO): protein peptidyl-prolyl isomerization
Cellular component (GO): catalytic step 2 spliceosome
Molecular function (GO): peptidyl-prolyl cis-trans isomerase activity
Source: RefSeq, a predicted model, not a curated record